This is a messenger RNA of Eupeodes corollae, 1090 nucleotides long. It is a transcript of the gene Nse4, whose product is annotated as EP300-interacting inhibitor of differentiation 3. Gene Ontology annotation, cellular component: Smc5-Smc6 complex; nucleus. The coding region runs from base 136 to 1026 and encodes 296 amino acids. The record is from RefSeq and is a predicted model, not a curated record. The transcript has 6 exons. Gene Ontology annotation, biological process: DNA repair. Lineage: Eukaryota; Metazoa; Arthropoda; Insecta; Diptera; Syrphidae.
GAGAAGUGACGUUUGGAUAAACUUCAAAAUUAAAAUUUGUUUUUAUCUUUUUGUAAUUCUUCAGUUGAUAAUUUUUAAUUUGUUUUAAAUAAAAACUGAAAUAAUUAUUCAAUCAACAUAAAAUAAGCAAUUACAAUGGCUGAAUUAAAUAGCUCGGGGUCGGGACCAACUGAUCGAAAAAUUCGUCUAAAAAAUCUUUUAGACAAGGGAAAUGCGAUUGGUUCAAAUGCUGAAGCCGAAGACACAGUUGAAACAAUAUCUGCACUCAAACAAAUUAUCAUUGAAUCCGAUGAGAUUAUUGGAGAGGGAAAUGUUGGCGAUCGAACUGAGCAUACUACUGAAAUAGUUAUGGAUGCUCAGCUUCUUAAGCUUAGUCAUCAGGCCGUUGCCAAAGUUCUGGAAGCUAGCACUGAGUUCAAUGAUGGCAUAUAUCAAAACGCUAUUGCUGGCCUUGUCUUCAAGGACGAUUAUGAUAAUUGGAAUGCUUUGAGUGAUGUAGCUAUUGGAAUAUGCCGAACAUGUAAAGUUUCAACAUCAAUGUUAGGAUCAUUUGAUUUGAAUGUCACCGAAACACAAAAAGUUCACAAAGAAAAACAACAAAGAAGAAAGAACAAAAAUAACGCAGAACAACGAGAACCUGAAGAAGUUACCAAACUAGAGAAACAAGACAAAGGAGCUAAAAAGGUUAAAAUUAUACACAAACAAAUUGUUCGGGCCUUUGAAGAGAACAAUCGAGAUCCAGUUCCAUUUUAUAAACUUGUCAUAGAUCCAAAUAAUUUUAUGAAUACAGUUGAGAAUAUUUUUCAAGUUUCGUUUCUCGCUCGCGAUGGCAUCGUUGCGAUUGAAACUGGUGAUGAUAAUCUGCCACAUGUGCGUGUAACAAUUAAAAAUGAGAAAGAUCUGGUUCAACAUACAAGUCAAUCUGUUUGCAGUGUUAAUUUGCAACUUUGCAAAGAAAUGAUAACUUUUUAUGAUAUCAAAGAACCUAUGCUUACACUCGUUAAUACAAUGGAACAAGAUGAUUGAUACGGCGUUGUUAUAGUUUAAGUUUUUUUUUCUAAGAAUAAAAUAUAAAGAAAUGUUUAAAUCU